CUUGCCAUGAUGGCGGCAACCGGCGCCUACGCCUUCAUGGCCCCACCCUCCUCCUCCCCUGGACUCCUAGCUAAUCCUAGAGCUCCCUCGACACCAGUACCCUCCAGCCUGCGCGGAUUCCGAAGAAACGCAGCUGGUGGGCUCAGGAUGGGAGGUUCCAAUGUACCGCGUGUGCCAUAUAAAGCGCCGGGGGAUCAAGUCUACCAGUUCAUGGAUAUCUGGAAUCGCAUGUACAGAGAGCGCAUUCUAUAUAUCGGACAAGAUCUCGACGAUGAGUUCGCCAACCAGAUGAUUGCGGUUUUGCUCUGGCUGAACAACGAGGAUGCUACCCAAGGAGUGCAGAUGUACUUCAACUGUCCUGGCGGAGAGGUCCGUGCUGGACUUGCAGUUUAUGACACCAUGAACAACAUGGACUUUGACGUCACGACCCUCAACCUGGGGAUCGCAGCCUCCAUCAGUGCCUUCCUCUGCGGUGCCGGAAAGAAGGGACAGCGAAUGGCCUUGCCUAACGCUCGCUUCCUCCUUCAGAAUCCCAAGCUUGAGGAUAUGGGACUCUCCCAGGUGUUGUAUGGACAAGCAUCUGACGUAUCGAUCGAGGCGACCGAGAUUCUACGAAUGCGUGAGAAGGUGUUCAAGGGACUUUCAAGAUUUACUGGCCGGAAAUACGAGGAUAUUCGAAAUGACCUGACCCGCGAUCUCUACCUGACUGCUCCUGAGGCCGUAGAAUAUGGAUUGAUUGACAAGGUUCUCCUGCCCCUGAAGCGUACGGAGCAGGAAAUCAAGAAGUACAUCGGAGAAGAUAACAGAAACUUUGGAAGGAUCUAAAGAGUAUUGCGAGGUCAUCGGGUGUUCUUUGACAUGCUUGGAAAAGCGUAAACAGCUAUUGCGCGUGUGGAACCUGCUGAAAUUAAAUUUUCAAAGUAAG
Molecule: messenger RNA, 925 nt
Organism: Guillardia theta CCMP2712
Lineage: Eukaryota; Cryptophyceae; Pyrenomonadales; Geminigeraceae
Exons: 8
Coding region: 10-825 (271 amino acids)
Biological process (GO): protein quality control for misfolded or incompletely synthesized proteins
Cellular component (GO): endopeptidase Clp complex
Molecular function (GO): ATP-dependent peptidase activity; serine-type endopeptidase activity; ATPase binding
Source: RefSeq, a predicted model, not a curated record